This is a messenger RNA of Oryzias melastigma (Indian medaka), 1835 nucleotides long. It is a transcript of the gene uri1, whose product is annotated as URI1 prefoldin like chaperone. The record is from RefSeq and is a predicted model, not a curated record. Bases 64 to 1533 code for a protein of 489 amino acids. NCBI's taxonomy places the organism in Eukaryota, Metazoa, Chordata, Actinopteri, Beloniformes, Adrianichthyidae. Gene Ontology annotation, biological process: negative regulation of transcription by RNA polymerase II; negative regulation of phosphatase activity. Gene Ontology annotation, molecular function: phosphatase inhibitor activity; chromatin binding; transcription corepressor activity. The transcript has 11 exons.
UUUAGGACUCACAACAAACCCUGAGCUUUCGGGGCUCCUCACCUGCGCACGUGCGGAGUAACGAUGGCUGGAGGAGGAGGUAGAGCGGACAUGGAGCCCCUCGGAGGAGUUCACAGGCUCCGAGAGGAGCAGGAGAAGGUGGUGAAAGACUGUGAAAGACGGAUCCAGCACUGGUCGAAGGUGUCGGGGGAUUAUGAAGCACUCAGCGAUCGUCUCAAAACGCUCCCAGAUCGACUCUCCUAUGACAUCAUGGUUCCCUUCGGCCCGCUGGCCUUCAUGCCCGGGAAGCUGGUGCGCACCAACGAGGUCACGGUGUUACUGGGGGACAACUGGUUCGCCAAGUGCUCGGCCAAGCAAGCGCAGGCGGUGGUGGAUCACCGGAUGAGCCACGUGAAGAAAGAGCUGGAGGAUCUCUCCAAGACCAGGAAGAACUUUGAGUCUCGGGUCGGGCUCGCCAAGGAUCUGGAGACCAUGUCGGCCAGUAAAGGAGAAUAUGUGGACAUCAGAGAGGAGGUCACGACCUCCGUCGUCACUAAAGGAAAGCAGAGAAUCGCUCACAAACCAAACUCCAAACCAAAGCUGGACGUCAUGUUGGACCUGAACGAGGAGGAAGAGGAGAAGGACGGAGGAAGCUCAAAAGGAGUCCUGACGGAGGAGGAGUUGUGGCGGCGGUUGGAUGAACUGGAGAGAUUGGAGGAGCUGCAGGACGAGCGGGACAGAUUGUCUGACGCCGCAGACAUGAACGGCGAGGACUCGUCUUCGUCCUCCUCAGAGGAGGAGAAGGAGGCCAGCUCUGCCCCUCCCGUCAACGGCCUGAGCCUGAAGCCCGGUUGGAGCCCCGCCCCUCCCAGCAGCACUCCACCCCCCGACCGGAAAGCCGAAGACGACGAUGAGGAGGAGGAGGAAGGCAGCCGUCUCCCCACCAUCUUCUUCUCUCACACAGUCGAACCCAAGAAGGUGAGGAUCAACACGGGGAAGAACACCACGCUAAAGUUCAGUGAGAGGAAGGAGCAGAAGGAGCAUUCGAAGAGGAAGAAGAAGAACGGCCACAGCAACGGACACGCCCACCACGAGCUCCACAAAAUCACGUCUCCAGCCGACAUCUACAGGCUCUUCGUGGACGUGAGGAACGGCGAGCCCAUCCCCAGGAAGUCCAUCCUGAAGUCCCGCAGCCGCGAGAACAGCGUGUGCAGCGACACCAGCGAGAGCAGCGCUGCGGACUUCGAGGAGCGGCGGGUGAUGGGGCGGAGCUUCAGUCACGACGAGGCCACGCACAGCGACACCAGCGACGGCAUCACGGAGGAGGACAGCCCCACCACCGUGCCCCCGCUGAGCUCCAGCCGCUUUGAGGCCUUUUCAGGAACGGUGAUCGAGAAGGACCCCAUGCCCUCAGGUGUCCCCCACCUGACCAUCGUUCCACCUGCUCUGCCGACCAUCCUGGAGAGGAAGCAGGAGGAGGUGGCGUCUGACGUCCCGGAGGCGCCGCCCAAAAGAUUGUCAAAGUUUAAAGCUGCCCGGUUGCAGCAGAAGUGACAUUUGAAGAAGAGAUUAUUCUUUCACUGGUGACACAACAACUUUUAUAUUUCCUUACUGUAACGGUGCCGGUUUCCCAGCAUUCCCCGGGGCAAACGGGCAGUAUAGAUUGGGAAGAACCCCCUUCUGUUCCUGCGUUCACGAUGUGUUUGAGCCGCUGCCCGGUGAGGCGCCACCUUCGUCUCCUUAUUAGAAGCAGGUGUGUUUUUUACCUGUAGACUCGCCCGCUGAAUGUACGUUCCUGCGUUCAGGAAGAAGAAUAUGGAUCAAAAGUACCAGGAAAAUAAAGGAAUCCAUGCCCA